UAAACAAGUGGAUGGUAUUGGCAAGUGUCUUGCUCAUUUUUUCCAGAGACCAUCCAGCUGCCAUUCCCAUCACUGUGAAGGCAAUUGAUGAUACAUCAAAUUUUGAUGAGUUUCCAGAUCUUGAACUGAAGAAAAAAGCACUAAAGAAGGCACACAGAACUGAGUUCUAUCGAGAUCUGACUGCUGAAAAUUUUGGUGGUAACAUUGACGUCAUUUUGUUUACAAUUUACAGUCAAUUGCAUGUGAAUAUGAGUGGAGUGGAGGGAGGUGAUGGUGUGGGUGUGAGGUUUCAUUGAAAUUGUUGUUGUUGUUCAAGAGCUGACGGAUUUGAAGAAGCGAGUGCAGAGUUGGAAGAAGACAUUCCAGGUUGCACCUCCAGAGAAGUUUGACUUCUCGUCCCCUGAGAAAAUUCUAGAGAUUCCGAACCGCCUCGGGAUGCCAAGUUGUCUGAAGCGUUGCAGAUGCACUCGGAUUUGACUCUUUCGACGGCAAUAGUGAAAGCUGAAGCCGUAAAAGGGCAGCAGAUAGUCGUCAGAAAGGACCUUUGGAAUCUGAGAAGCCAACAGAGAUAGAAGCAGCUCAGGUAGGUGCGAAGCGAUUGCCAACAGGGCAACGAAAAGCAAGCCGGCACGUUUCCCAGCUCGUCAAGCGAGGACGAAGCAGUAUUGCAUGGGGCAGCCUGCGAUUGAAAAAAAUUGUUAUUGGAAACAAAAGAAGUGCAUGAUCACUAGAGAUGGAGGACCAGAAAAAGAGAUUCGACAAACGACACGGUAUACGUACCAAAGUACUGAAACCUCACUACUGUUUGGGUGACAGACACUGAGACAGACAAGAAGCAAGAAAGGUACUAUAAGAAGAAUCAACAGCAUGCAAGGUCAUAUCUGGUACAAACUCCAUCUACAACUGUUGGAAGAAACAGGCGACACCUCUAGUGAACAUUCCACCAUCACAGCAGCAGGAGAAGCCUGAAAAGACACCCCACUUCGACUACUCAGCACAUCAGGAAACAUCUACUACCCAAGAGGGCGGAGUCCAACAGAAUUCGCCAACAGUGAGGACAAGGAGUGGAAGACGAGUAGUGACACCUAAACGUUUAGAUUUAUAGAAAGUAAAAAGUAGUGUUGCAUGCUUUGAGAAGGGAGAUGUAGGGUAAGACAGUUCUUGACUUGAGAAAGGGGGAUGUAUUAGAGGUUACUGGAUUGUGUUGGCCACUCCUAGGGGAGGGACCAUAGUUAAGUGUGUAUGGUUGCUUUCGUGUCAAUACAGACUGUCGGUUGUGUGCAC
Molecule: messenger RNA, 1284 nt
Organism: Corticium candelabrum
Lineage: Eukaryota; Metazoa; Porifera; Homoscleromorpha; Homosclerophorida; Plakinidae
Product: serine/threonine-protein kinase sax-1-like
Exons: 2
Coding region: 12-296 (94 amino acids)
Source: RefSeq, a predicted model, not a curated record